AAACAAAUGCAGAAGAGAACCCUAGCUAGGGAGGACAGGUAGUUGGUGUGAGGCAAUGACGCGGCCUUUCGGUGUGAAGGGGGGGAGGAAGCGAAAGCACGCGGAACCCAAAUACGACGCCCAUGACGAAGAAGAAGAAGAAGAAACGCAACCAAAGAAAACUGUGGUGGAGGUGGAGCACAACCAAGAAGAAGAAGAAGAAACUCCAGCACCAGCACCAGAGGAUGAUGGAUUGAGCGGUAUCCCAAUUGCGCCCAGUGCGAACAACACUAACAAACCCAACGUCAUCUUCAUUCUUGAAAAAGCUUCUUUGGAAGUCGCCAAAGUCGGCAAGACAUAUCAGCUCUUAAACUCCGACGACCAUGCCAAUUUCCUCCGCAAAAAUAACAAGAAUCCCGGAGAUUACAGGCCUGACAUUACUCAUCAGUCCCUUCUAUCAAUUUUGGAUAGCCCACUAAAUAAAGCUGGGAGAUUGCGAUCAGUAUACAUAAGGACUGAAAAAGGUGUUCUUAUAGAGGUUAAGCCCUUUGUUCGUAUUCCAAGAACAUUCAAACGCUUUGCUGGUGUCAUGUUGGAACUGCUUCAAAAAUUGAGCAUAUCUGCUGUUGGCAAGCGCGAGAAACUUCUCCGAACCAUCAAAAACCCUGUCACACAGUAUUUGCCUAUCAACUCACGAAAAAUAGGUCUAUCAUAUAGUUCAGAAAAGCUUGUAGAUAUGGAUGACUACGUAUCAACUGUUACCAGCAAUAUGGACCUUGUCUUUGUGGUUGGAGCAAUGGCCCAUGGGAAGAUUGAGACAGAUUAUACAGAAGAUUAUGUAGCAAUUUCGGGGUACCCUCUAAGUGCUGCUUAUUGUAUUACAAGGAUUACUGGCGCCCUUGAGAGAAAGUGGAAGAUUUUGUGAUUUAACACCACCUUCAGUUCAUGCCUGAGACGAUUUAGUAAUUCGAGUUCCAUAGUCAAUUUAUGUAAUAUCAGGGAUAGGGGCCUAGCAGUGAUUUAGAAAAUACAAUAUAUGUUGAUUUUUUUGAGGCAUUGAUGUCCUGGACCAGAGUGAUGUUUCAAUGUAGUACUUGAAUUAAAUAUGCUUAAUAUAUUAUUUUGUUGAAGGAUGCUUAUAGAAGCUAAA
This is a messenger RNA of Glycine soja, 1129 nucleotides long. Its product is annotated as ribosomal RNA small subunit methyltransferase NEP1-like. Bases 56 to 904 code for a protein of 282 amino acids. The transcript has 7 exons. Gene Ontology annotation, molecular function: rRNA (pseudouridine) methyltransferase activity; rRNA binding. NCBI's taxonomy places the organism in Eukaryota, Viridiplantae, Streptophyta, Magnoliopsida, Fabales, Fabaceae. Gene Ontology annotation, cellular component: small-subunit processome; nucleolus. The record is from RefSeq and is a predicted model, not a curated record. Gene Ontology annotation, biological process: rRNA base methylation.